Messenger RNA from Symbiodinium sp. CCMP2456, 663 nucleotides. Lineage: Eukaryota; Dinophyceae; Suessiales; Symbiodiniaceae. The record is from the annotation of a GenBank genome assembly.
AUGACCACUUUUGAGCGGCUCUUCGGGGCGGAGCCGGCCCGCAAAGGGGCGCAGUCACCAAGCAGAGACCGACCUCCGUCGAUUCUCCCGAUCGGCGAAACCUCGGUGAGGCGCCCAGCGCGCAAGAGCUGGCCACAGGCCGCGGCGGCCAAGGGUCUGGACAUUGGCCUUUCCAACGAGGACUCCUCCGACAAGCUCCUGGGUCCUCGCAAGAAGAGGAUCCAGGAGCCCGGCUUCAGCCCAAACGUGGGCGGCGCGCUGUCACCCCGGAGCCAGGGCUGGUCAGGAAGCCCGAGAAGUCCAAGCCCAAGGACUCCGUUUGGCGACCUCCCGGACACCCCAGAGAAGGAGUGGCGGCCGCUGCGCAGAAGGCGUCCCUCCAACGAGAACGCCACCGUCUCCUUGCCCCCUUGGGUUCUGCCAGGGAAUGUCGUGUCUCCGCGCUCUGCCUCGCCCCGUUCGCCCCGCUCUCCUCGGCUAUCCUCCCCCGCAUCACCGGCCUCACUGUGGGUGCCGGAGAAGGAUCGGCGGGUCACGACUUGGAAUACUGGCUAUGACGUCGACACCUACAGGUACAUCAAGGUCUUCCCCGACUCCAUCCAAUACAAGAGCUGUUUGGCACUGCAGCCGACACGCAGCCCUUCACCCAGCGAUGUGGAGAAG